This is a messenger RNA of Condylura cristata (star-nosed mole), 2351 nucleotides long. It is a transcript of the gene KIF1A, whose product is annotated as kinesin family member 1A. Lineage: Eukaryota; Metazoa; Chordata; Mammalia; Eulipotyphla; Talpidae. Gene Ontology annotation, biological process: microtubule-based movement; cytoskeleton-dependent intracellular transport; vesicle-mediated transport. Gene Ontology annotation, cellular component: dendrite; axon; microtubule. Gene Ontology annotation, molecular function: ATP binding; ATP hydrolysis activity; microtubule binding. The record is from RefSeq and is a predicted model, not a curated record. The transcript has 18 exons. Bases 60 to 2351 code for a protein of 763 amino acids.
GUGCCCCCCGCCCGCGCCCGGGCUCCCGCCGCGGAAGCAGCCACCGAGCGUCCGCAGAGAUGGCCGGGGCCUCGGUGAAGGUGGCGGUGCGCGUCCGCCCCUUCAACUCCCGGGAGAUGAGCCGCGACUCCAAGUGCAUCAUCCAGAUGUCGGGGAGCACCACCACCAUCGUGAACCCCAAGCAGCCCAAGGAGACGCCCAAGAGCUUCAGCUUCGACUACUCCUACUGGUCACACACCUCGGUGAGCUGGUGGCACUGCUGCCCAGCCAGGGCGGCUUUCCGGGCCUAUGCCAUGGGGGGCCUCACUCGGCCCCGCUGCUCGCAGCUCUGCGAGGACCUGUUUUCCCGCAUCAACGACACCACCAACGCCAACAUGUCCUACUCGGUGGAGGUCAGCUACAUGGAGAUUUACUGUGAGCGUGUGCGGGACCUCCUGAACCCCAAGAAUAAGGGCAACCUGCGUGUGCGGGAGCACCCCCUGCUGGGGCCCUACGUGGAGGACCUGUCCAAGCUGGCCGUCACCUCCUACAACGACAUCCAGGACCUUAUGGACUCGGGGAACAAGGCCAGGACUGUGGCCGCCACCAACAUGAACGAGACCAGCAGCCGCUCCCACGCCGUCUUCAACAUCAUCUUCACCCAGAAGCGGCACGACGCCGAGACUGACAUCACCACAGAGAAGGUAAGCAAGAUCAGCCUGGUGGACCUGGCUGGGAGUGAGCGGGCCGACUCCACCGGCGCCAAGGGCACGCGCCUGAAGGAAGGGGCCAACAUCAACAAGUCCUUGACCACGCUGGGGAAGGUCAUCUCCGCGCUGGCCGAGAUGAACAAGAAAAAGAAGAAGACGGAUUUCAUCCCAUACCGGGACUCCGUGCUGACCUGGCUCCUGCGGGAAAACCUGGGCGGGAACUCGAGGACGGCGAUGGUGGCGGCCCUGAGCCCUGCGGACAUCAACUACGACGAGACGCUGAGGGAAGCCCUGCUGGCGGAGAUGGGCGUGGCCAUGCGGGAGGACGGCGGCACACUGGGCGUGUUCUCGCCCAAGAAGACGCCGCACCUGGUCAACCUCAACGAGGACCCGCUGAUGUCCGAGUGUCUGCUCUACUACAUCAAGGACGGGGUCACCAGUCUGCCCCCAGGAAACCGCAUCAUCAUGGGCAAGAGCCACGUGUUCCGCUUCACGCACCCCGAGCAGGCGCGGCAGGAGCGCGAGCGCACGCCCUGCGCCGAGACGCCGGCCGAGCCGGUGGACUGGGCCUUCGCGCAGCGCGAGCUGCUGGAGAAGCAGGGCAUCGACAUGAAGCAGGAGAUGCAGCAGAGGCUGCAGGAGCUGGAGGACCAGUACCGGCGGGAGCGGGAGGAGGCCACCUACCUGCUGGAGCAGCAGCGGCUGGAUUACGAGAGCAAGCUGGAGGCCCUGCAGAAGCAGAUGGACGCCAGGUACUACCCCGAGGCGGCCGAGGAGGAGGAGGAGCUGGAGGACGAAGGUGAGCGGCCGCGGGGCAGCGGCCUCCAGCGGGGCUGCAGCCGCUUGGCUCUGCCUCCCAGGACCCCGCAGCCCUGCUCCCGACCGGCCAGCCCGGAGCCCGAGCCCCUGCCAGACGGGGACUCCAGGAAGGCCCCCUCCCCUGUUCGGGUGACCGAGGCGGACAAGGAGCCCCAGCGCCUGCUGGUUCCGGACAUCCAGGAGAUCCGGGUCAGCCCCAUCGUGUCCAAGAAGGGGUACCUGCACUUCCUGGAGCCCCACACGUCGGGCUGGGCCAGGCGCUUCGUGGUGGUGCGGCGCCCCUACGCCUACCUGUACAACAGCGAGCGCGACGCCGUGGAGCGCUUCGUGCUCAACCUGUCCACCGCGCAGGUGGAGUACAGCGAGGACCAGCAGGCCAUGCUCAAGACGCCCCACACGUUCGCGGUGUGCACGGAGCACCGGGGCAUCCUGCUGCAGGCCAGCAGCGACAAGGACAUGCACGACUGGCUGUACGCCUUCAACCCCCUGCUGGCCGGGACCAUCAGGUGGGCCGUCCCCCUCCCCCACGGCGGCCCCUCCCCCCACGCUUGUGAGGAUGCAGGACGAGGUGCCCGCGGGUCUGCCCUGGCUGCACCCCAGGGGCCCGAGGGGGAGUCUGAGCCACGGCACACGCUGGCCCUGCCAGGCGUGGGCACACCCCUGUGGGUGCAGGGCCCUACCGGUGUCCCCCAGAUGUCCCCAGACAGUGCUCCCCAGCGUGAUGGGACGGCCGGGGAGCAGCCUGGAGCUCCCAGGGGAGGGGCGGUGCGGGCCUGGCCGGCCACUCAGGUCAGCCAGCCUGAAGCCGGCCUCCAAGGCCCUGACCCCCGCACAGGUGACUGA